Molecule: messenger RNA, 1854 nt
Organism: Pseudocercospora fijiensis CIRAD86
Lineage: Eukaryota; Fungi; Ascomycota; Dothideomycetes; Mycosphaerellales; Mycosphaerellaceae
Exons: 2
Source: RefSeq, a predicted model, not a curated record
AUGGGUUUACCGCGCCCUUCCAUCCACGGCAAUCGCAGAGGUCGUCGCGGUCCUCCGCUACCACGCGAGCCUUCAGUCCUCCCGCCGCGCUUCAUGCGCUCUCCUCCUCCUCCACCCUCUGCCGGCUUCAAUGGGUUGCGCGAACAGCGUCGUGGCGACGACAGAGGCGUACCAUCAAUCUCAAACCUCAUAGAGGCUGCCGAUAGGCAGCGCAGUACUCGAUUGCCGCCACCUCCACCGCCACCAGUGCCAGAACCUCGCAGCUACUGGGAAGCGACUCGUGGAGCACCGGCGAGAAUACAUGCGCACAGUGCAGCAAGAGAGCAGCAAGAGCGCGAGCGCAAUGAAAGACUGCGUGAAAUCCGCAACCGCGCGCGCAGGGAAGAGCUGCACGGCUGGCGCGAAAGACCUAGCCACGGCUUGGAGCUGAUUGAUCUGAGCGAGGAUGAGCAUGGGGAGUCUGAGGAGAAUCGUGCGUUGCGCCGCUCUCCCACUCCACCUGCCAAUCGCGACGAUCCGUCAGUCCCGAUGCACACCAUUCUUCUCAACCCUGGCGAGCCACUGCGUAUCCUACAAUCUCCCGAGCCCACGCGCAGUCGGAGGAGACCGGACUCGAGAGAUGGGUCAUCUGCGCGUCGAAGCACACUUCCCACACCACCUUUGGACACAUCCGGGCCACAGGACAGCCUCUUCAUCCUAGCGUCAGAAGCUGAUGGUCCCCGCCCAGCUCUUAGACGAGCUCACCCUCUCAGUCACGCCUGGCGACCUGAUUCCCCAGUAGAUGGCCUUGUGGAUCGCCAACGCAGUCCGGAGGCUAACAAUGCUUGGGAGAUCAUGCAGACCACGAUCACUCCGGACGAAUCAUUACCCAGCGCCGAGAGCAGCUUUACAAGUGCGGCAGCCAGCCAUUCUUUCAAUGCCUCUAGCAACAAUACUCAAAUGACCGAUCAGGACAGCAGAGUAAAUUCCGGUGAUGACAGUGACUCCGGCUCUGAAGAUGAUAUCUGUAAUGACGUUGAAAUGAUCAAUAGCGAAGCUGUCGCCGAGGAUAUGUACCAUGGCGAGAUGGGUACACUUGAGGGGCGCGAGAGAAUAGCACGGCAUCAGGACAACCGGCGACGGGAGGGCAAUCGAUUCGCUCUGGUGAACGAGCCGCCAAGUGUCGACAUAGGCUUCAGACUCGUCGAGGAGGCACUGGAGACUCCAGAAGGUCGGGAACGGAUCAUGAGAUUCCGUCGCGAUGCUCCUGACGGGCCACAGCAUUGGGAAGAAAUGCUUGCGGCUUCUCAGAGAGUUAGGAACCGGUCUAUCCGGCGCAGUCGACGUUCUGCAGGGAAUCACAUUCGCAGGGAAGGAAGCCCAGACGGGCCUAUGGAUGGAUACAUCACUCGACCGCGACCAGAAUACGGCGAAGAGAUACGCAACGUGGCUCGUGAAACAUCUGAUCAGGUUCACGACUACUUCCGCCGAUACACGAGUUCAGCACUUGCGGAUGGUGCGCAGUCAUCCCGUCCUAGAGCUAUCGACUUGCGCUCGCCGCCUCCAGAGUACGAAAGCGCGUCACAGGACGAGAAUGCUAUGGUUUCGCGUGAUGGGCCUGUAUCGCACCCAGUCAGUCCUCCCAGCCAGAGUAGUGAGCGUGAAGUAUCGGAAGCUUUGCUCAGCGGCGAUGUCCAAAGCAGUGACGUCCAAGACUUGGACUCCAUGCGUCGCAUCGUAGAGCGUCUCGCGGCUCGCGAUGAUGUUCCCGAGGAUUGGUGGAUGAGUAUGGGACUGAACUUCUCUCGGGCGCGGCCGCAGGAAAGACGAAGACCCGGCACAGUCGUCGCAGGACCUGACGAGCCAACUUCACGA